Calidris pugnax (ruff) is the source of this 2491-nucleotide messenger RNA. RefSeq lists its product as uncharacterized. The record is from RefSeq and is a predicted model, not a curated record. Gene Ontology annotation, biological process: telomere maintenance via telomerase; telomere capping. Gene Ontology annotation, molecular function: telomeric repeat DNA binding. The transcript is spliced from 14 exons. Gene Ontology annotation, cellular component: telomerase holoenzyme complex; shelterin complex; chromosome, telomeric region. Bases 45 to 2024 code for a protein of 659 amino acids. NCBI's taxonomy places the organism in Eukaryota, Metazoa, Chordata, Aves, Charadriiformes, Scolopacidae.
CCUCUUCCUGGGUCGCGACGCCGUCGUGCCUGGCUGCCCGGCCCAUGGCGGCGGCGGCGGCUUCUCCUCCCGGCGGGGUGGGCGUCGGGGAGGAGCCCGGGCGGCGGCAGGCGCUAGGACCCAGGUUUGUCUAUGAGCAGAAGAAUAUGUCUUCUCCUAAAGUCUAUGUUCUGCAGCCUUGGAUUACCAACCUCUUGGUGAAUUACGAGCAGCUGGAUGCCACUGAGAACCUCCUGGCCGGGCAGGUCCUGCGGGUUUUGAGUGACUCAACUGCUCCAGCUCAACCUGAGGUCCCCCAAGAUGCUGUCCUGCAGGUCUCAGAUGGCUCCUACUACAUCCGUGUGGUCAUUACGCCCGAAGCUCUGCAGGCGGAGGAAAAUGCCCACAUGCAGCUCAGGCUUUCCAGCCUUGUUUGCAGGAUUAUCGUCUUGCAGAAGUACACGGUGUGUUUCCGGGAUGAGGCCAGGCUGGAGGACUGUGAGUUUUACCUCACGGCCCAGCAGUUCAUGGUGCUGCCCAUGGAGAGGCAGAGGUUGGAGUCAUCCGAUGGGAACCAGGAGCCCUCUGUGAUGCAGAAGAUCAAGGAGCUCUGGCUGAGGAGUCUUGCGCUGAAGAAUGCUCCCAGCUCAGAGCCAUCCAUCUCUCAGCUGAUUGAUGCCAUGGGCCAGGACCAGCUGGAGGUUUUGAAGGAAAGUGCUGAGAAAUGCUUGGAUUUACAGAUGUCCAAGGAGACCCCUCCAGUGAUGGUGAAGGAUGAGGUUCCCGUCACCCAGUGGGAGGCAGAGCGCAAGAAGGAGCAGGGUGAGGACGUCUUCAUGGUCCCAGCCAACAUCCUGGUGAUCCCUCCUGAGGAAGAGGCAGUUGCUUGUGAUGCUUCCAAGGCAGACACGUGCGAAGCAGCUCCUGGGAAGAGCGGCGUUGAGAGGAUGGUGCCAGGUGACCCAAGUGUCAUAUCCCAAACCAGCCCUGCUGAGUCAACAGCCUUGUCGGAGAGCUCGGAGGGAUCCCUGGACAACCCCUGGAACAGGCUCCCCCAGAUAUCUUUGACCCUGAACUCUUCAGAUGCUCCCGUGCUUUUCCUGCACAACGUGAUAUGGUGGGUCACGUCCCACCAGCGGCCGCCUUGCCCCCCGCCCAAGCUGACCAUGUGGUUCCUCUUCCCAGAGAAGACCUCUCAACAUGACGUUUCACCGAAGACCCAGCAAGACGUGGUUGCUGACAGCAACACCCCAGACUUGCUGGAACAGUGUAGCCAGGACGCUGCCGAGGACUUGCCACCAGGAGAGCCGGUGCAGGCCUCCUCUCCCUCCCUGCUCUGCUCCUACGACAACAUCAGCCCGGUGGAGACCGGCACCACCCGGGCACCAGCAGCUGCGGAGGCAGCCAGCGAUGCCCCCUGCCCUCCUGGAAGCCUGGAGAUAGCGGGGGGCUCCCCGGCCGCCCCCUCGUCUCUUUCUCCAGCUUUUUCCAUCACGCCCAGCAGCCUCCCGCACCCCCUGCCCGAAGGGACGCCGCACAAGGAGCAGGCGGACUCCAGCGGCACGGCUUGCCCUCCGGAUACCUUGAAGCGUGGUUCAGCUGGUGCCAGGACCCGGGAAGGAGGUGCCCUGGGUGCCAAGAGGAAGCUGCUGGCGGGAGAUGAUGGCCAGGCGCUGCCCGGCCUCGGGAGGCAGAAGUCCCCCCGAGGUUCCAUGUGGGGCAGGGGGAGAGAGACGGGCAGGAGGCUGGAGCUUGUGAGCACACGGCGCACAAAGAAGAGCAGAAAGGAGGAGACAGGGCUGCAGCGUGGAAAGGAGCUCGUGGAGGAGGAGGAGGAGGAAGAGCAAGCAGCCCCAUCAAGUGGCCCCAGCUCCAGGCCCGAGCAGCACAGAGCUCUGCAGCCGUACGUGAAGGAGAAGCGGGCCCAGUACAGGUAUGAGGCACCGAGCCCCGAGCUCUGCGAGCGGAUACGAUCCGUCAGGAUCUCCAAGGCGAUGCUGAAGUGGGCGUGCUGGAUACUCAUGGACGGGGAGGUGGACUCCUGAGCCCAGCCCUUCCUUCGUUUCUUCACCAGUUCAGCAAAAAAUCACUUAAAACUUGGGGGAGGGAAGCCGGGGGACACCAGGGACCCCUGUCACCAAGGGGACCCCUGUCACCAAGGGGACUGCAGAGUAGGCUGGCCUGGCUCCAGAGAUGCUGGGGACAUGACCUGUUGGAGGCCAGCACCCUCAGUGCCAAGGCGGGGGGCAAAAGCAGCCGUUCAGGGAUGCCUGUGCGUGAGCCAGCAUCCCUCUCCCACCUCUCCUUCCCCAUCCCUUCCAAACGUCCCUUCCCGGUGGGCAGGGACAAGAGGUGACCUGGUGCCACCCCCGUUAGCAGGGGUGGCAGCGGCCCCACAACCUGAUCCCCGCUACGAAGGCAGCGCAGGAGUUUGGAGGUUUUAUUGAUGACAUUUAGGUAGGGUCCUGUACUCUUUGUUAGAAAAAAUAUCCCGCAGGGUUAUGUUGUAGAA